Nilaparvata lugens (brown planthopper) is the source of this 622-nucleotide messenger RNA. Its product is annotated as centromere protein X. Gene Ontology annotation, cellular component: FANCM-MHF complex; Fanconi anaemia nuclear complex. Gene Ontology annotation, molecular function: protein heterodimerization activity. The transcript is spliced from 3 exons. Lineage: Eukaryota; Metazoa; Arthropoda; Insecta; Hemiptera; Delphacidae. The record is from RefSeq and is a predicted model, not a curated record. Bases 252 to 494 code for a protein of 80 amino acids. Gene Ontology annotation, biological process: DNA repair; kinetochore assembly; replication fork processing.
AUAUUGCUUCAAACAGCUGUUUGCAGUUCAGUGUAAUUUGGCGCGAAAUCACCAUGAGGAUAACUUAACCUUAAAAACAUUAUGCUCUGCUUAUCUGUUUCUGUAUAAUUUCAGUUUUCUCUUAUUUUUCUUCAGUUUCAUAAUUUAUUAUAUUUCCGAUUAUUAACUAUUUCCGAGCGUGUCGUGUUAUUAAUUAAUACCAUUCUUGUGACCCUAAAUUCAAUACCGUAUCAAUUAUAAAUCGUUUAGCAAUGUCAAACGAUAAAGAAAUUGCAUUUAAACCGGAAACCAUAAAACACAUACUGAAGAAAACAUUUACGGAACCAAAAACGAAGAUAUCAGAUGAUGCAGUACGUGUGUUGGCUGAGGUACUUCGCCUUUAUACCAUUGAAGCUGCCCUCAGGUCAGGCGUACAAGCAAGUCGCGAAGCAUCAUCAACUGUUUCCAUCAAUCACAUAGAAAAAAUUUUACCUCAACUGAUCUUGGACCUUUAAAAUCUAUUAAUUUAUUCGGAAACUGUUUAUCUUUUUCUCCAAUAAUGUCGUUAAAAUUUAUUGAAUUUGUUGAAUUUGAUUUUGUAAACCCGUACUCUUAAUAAAAUAAUAGUCAUUCUAAUUCAAUA